UUCUGCUAACACCGUCGUGGGGGGAGGGGGGGUGGAAUGUCAAAUUGGUCCUUUUUAGCACCUGUGUGAAACUUUGACUUUUCGUAUACUCGCUCCUUUUUUUCACCCCCCAUGAAGAUGUCUGAACCCGACGCUUCGUCUGGCUUUGCAGGUGGUGUGGAGAAUGGGACUUUCCUCGAGCUGUUCCCCACAUCCCUGUCCACCUCGGUGGACCCCUCCUCGGGCCACCUGUCCAACGUCUACGUCUAUGUGUCCAUCUUCCUCAGCCUCUUGGCGUUUCUGCUUCUGCUCCUAAUCAUUGCUCUCCAGAGACUCAAAAACAUCAUCACCUCCAGCUCCUCCUACCCGGAAUAUCCAAGUGAGGCUGGAAGUUCUUUCACCAACCUGGAAGUCUGCAGCAUUUCCUCUCAAAGGUCCACUUUUUCAAACCUUUCAUCCUGAAGACAAUGGAAGAAUUCAGCCGUUUGGGCCGUCCCUUACAGAAGGGUCGAAGGAAGUGUCACCUCAUGGGAGAAAGAAUCCUUUUGGUGUAGACCGGCUUUCCCUGCUCCUUCAUCACUGCUUUCUUGUCCAUUCGUGAUGCUUUCCAUGUGUAAAUGGAGAAACUGAGGCCGGCAGAAAUGAGUGCGAACCUGGGGUUGCAUAAUUUCACGCAGAUGGCUUGACAGAUCUGGCUGGGCUUCCUCCGGGUGAGUCAUCUUGUGGCACCGUGUUGGACGCGGUAAACUCACCUAAGACAGCCUCUCGGGGAUGCUGGACGUGGCCUUGGCACUUCAUUUCUCUGAUGGAACCGUGAACCCCAGAGAGCCCUCCGAAACUGGCAAAACUAAGUCCAAACUAUUGAGAAGACAUUUUCGGUGUUUAAAAGAUAGAGUGAAGACACCAAAUUUAACAAAGAAGAGAGAGUCCGUUUAGAUGUAAUGUAUAACAUUUCUAAAACGGGGCAUAAAAACGGGCUAAAUAUUUUCUUUCAUUUCACUUGAGCAAAUGCAAAUCACAUUUAUGGAUGACUGUAUGUCAUCUGGAAGAGUUCAACUUUCAAUAACAAGACGAAGAUGUCUUAUUAUGUGCUUUGUAAUGUAUUUCUGCUACCUGUUUUUUUUUCUACUUAUGUUGUAGCCAGAAUGCCCCCGAGGUUGUGGAAUUCUUUGUGAUAAUCUAUGUGACUGUUAUUAGGAGAAAUACCAGAAGAGACACCAAGAAACUUUUACUUUAUAUUGAUAAUUUCCAUCAGUGGGAAUUAAGCAUAGGGGAAAUAAUCACUUAGUUGUAUUUUAUGCAGUAAUAACUCUCCACUGUCAUGGAUGUCCCUUUAUUCAGUUUCAUAGUCUUUAUCAUUUUAGUCAGAAUUAUAUGGAGGCUUCGUGAUGCCAGAUGUCUGUUCACUCACAGGAGAUUGCAAAGCUUAAAGAUUAAACU
This is a messenger RNA of Carlito syrichta (Philippine tarsier), 1419 nucleotides long. RefSeq names its product serine rich and transmembrane domain containing 1 (gene SERTM1). Gene Ontology annotation, cellular component: intracellular membrane-bounded organelle. NCBI's taxonomy places the organism in Eukaryota, Metazoa, Chordata, Mammalia, Primates, Tarsiidae. The transcript has a single exon. The coding region runs from base 112 to 441 and encodes 109 amino acids. The record is from RefSeq and is a predicted model, not a curated record.